This is a messenger RNA of Drosophila hydei, 4948 nucleotides long. Its product is annotated as octopamine receptor beta-3R. Gene Ontology annotation, cellular component: membrane. The transcript has 10 exons. Gene Ontology annotation, biological process: adenylate cyclase-activating adrenergic receptor signaling pathway. The record is from RefSeq and is a predicted model, not a curated record. Lineage: Eukaryota; Metazoa; Arthropoda; Insecta; Diptera; Drosophilidae. The coding region runs from base 807 to 4649 and encodes 1280 amino acids. Gene Ontology annotation, molecular function: octopamine receptor activity.
AUUCAAAGCAAGCACAACCUAUAGCGCAGCAGCAGCGGCAGCAUAACCCAUGCGCCAGCCACACAAACAACAAAAAGAACAGCAAAAAUCGUUAAAAACAAAAUGGUGUGGCGCAUAUAAGAAGUUUGUACCGGAUAGCAAAAGCAACAGCAACAACAACAACAAUAAUAACAACAACAACAACAAUAAGAACAACAACAGUAAUCAAGAGCGAUAAAAGCAACAGUCAAAGAAAAAGUUUCAUUGCUCGUGUUGCAAACGCCACAAGCAACAGCCCCGCCCACAUUGCCGCCGCCGCCCUACCAUACGAAAACAGCAUAGCCAAACGCAAAUCAACAACGACAAUGACGGCGUCAAGACCUUCAGGCUCAUCCAGAUCCCGCACCACCUCCAGCACCCAAAUCGGACAGCCAGCACGCGUUCAGCAAACGCCUGGAUGCUGGAUGUUGAGCGUUUGAGUGCCUGAGCGCUAGGAACGAAGCACGGCCAAGUUUUUUGUUAAACUGCGAGCAACACAAACAGAAGCCAGAAGAGAGACGAGAGCUGAAGGGGGGAGCAGAGGCAGCUGGCAGGCGAUGGCAUCGCGGCCUGGUAGAGCGUUGGGCAAACACUCAACGACAACGACGACGGCCGCGUUGCCGCUGAGCAUUGUCAGUUGAUGGGGCUGCGGAUGAGUAUGAGCUUUGACUCGUCGCUUGUUUGCGUUGCAAAUUGCAAUUAUGUGAACGAACAAAAAAUGAUUAUCGUCCGAGCAAACAGGACAGCAACAAAAGACAUUUUAAUCAGCGCAACAGUGAGUCGAAAUAAUGUCAACGCCUAAAGCAGCGCACAGCCCGAGCACUGCCAUUACUGCGGCGGCAUUGCCCACUUCAGCUACGCGAAGGCCUAGCAAAUCGAUGGCUAUGCUUGCAGCUGGCGGUGCAGCCGCGACAACAACGGCAGGCAUAACUAAUGGCAGUAGCAGCAACUUGCUGCUAACUGCAGCGGCAGCUGCAGCCACAACAACAACAGCCACAACAACAACAACAACGACUAUGAGACCAUCAACAACUACUUUGCAAACAACAACACGAUUUGUGGACGCCUCGUUGACUUCGCUGUCAUUAACGGCAUCAUCAACUUCAUCGGCCACUGGUGCAUCUUCCGCACUGCCAUCCUCUCCAGCCACUGCCCUGGAGCUGUUCUCCACAGUUGCUGGCAAUCUGACAGGGAACACGAACACCAGCAUCAGCAGCGUGCUGGAAGCCGGCGAGCCGCUGGAAGACAGUUGGGUGGACGUAUCGCUCCUAUUGCUCAAGGGCUUCAUCUUUUCGUCAAUUAUCCUGGCCGCAGUGCUGGGCAAUGCACUGGUCAUUAUUUCGGUGCAGCGCAACAGGAAACUGCGCGUUAUAACAAAUUACUUCGUUGUCUCACUGGCGAUGGCCGACAUGUUGGUCGCCCUCUGUGCGAUGACAUUCAACGCAUCCGUGGAGCUGUCUGGCGGCAAGUGGAUGUUCGGCCCGUUCAUGUGCAACGUAUAUAACAGCCUGGAUGUAUACUUUUCCACAGCGAGCAUACUGCAUCUGUGCUGCAUAUCGGUGGACAGAUACUAUGCAAUAGUGCGUCCGCUGGAGUAUCCGCUGAAUAUGACACAUCGAACCGUCUGCUUUAUGCUCGCCAAUGUAUGGAUAUUGCCUGCGCUCAUCUCGUUUACGCCCAUUUUCCUGGGCUGGUACACAACGGCCGAGCAUCUGCGCGAGAUUUCGCUUCAUCCGGAUCAGUGCUCGUUUGUGGUCAACAAGGCCUACGCUCUCAUCUCCAGUUCAGUGAGCUUCUGGAUACCGGGCAUCGUCAUGCUGGUUAUGUACUGGCGCAUCUUUAAGGAGGCUGUGCGUCAGCGCAAGGCGUUAAGCCGCACCAGCUCCAACAUACUUCUGAACAGUGUACACAUGGGCCACACCCAGCAGCCCACCAACCUGAGCUACCUGCAUCCCAGCGACUGUGACAUCAGCACAAAAGCUGCACGAGAGGAGACCAACAGUGCGCUCAGCAAUUUGGAGGACAUGUUGCAGACAGCCACUGAUGAGGACGACGAUAAGGACGAGUGCGAUGAACUGCGUGUGCCAUCGCCGCCGCCGCGUCGUCUUAGCCGCAGCAGCAUUGAUCUGCGUGACCUCGAGCAAGAGCGUUAUGAGAAGGUCACGCACACGGACAGCGCGCCAUCGAUGAUGGCGCUUCAGCAACAGCUGCCGGGGCCCAGCCAGCUGCAGCCGCCGGUGCCCGUCUUCAAUCCGCAAAUAUGGGCUGAAACACUGACAAAGAAGAUGACGUCGUCGCCGCCUCUGCCUGCUGUAACAUCAGCGGUGGCAGCAGCAGCCACAGUGCAGCAGCAGCAGAGCCUAACGAGCGGCAGCGGCAACAGCGAACCAGAGCCAGAGUCAACGGCCUAUCGCAUGUUCGGCCUGAACAGCGAUGAGAGUGAGACGACUGACCACUACGACACGCACUUGCCGCUUGCCGAGGACAACAAAGAGCUCAAGCGGCUCAUCGAGGACAACUAUUUGUACUUCAAAAGGCAGACGAACGCUGCGGGCGGCAAAUAUGCCGCACUGAGCGAAUCGGACUUUAUUCGACUCAAGUCUGGGGCGGCUGCCAGUGGACAUAAGGGCGCGUUCGCCGCCAGCGACUCGGAGUUUAUGCGCACCACCGGCAAGUCGAAGGCGCCCGAUCUGCCCAGCAAGGAGAAGGGCUUCAAUCUGCUGUCGCUGCUGGCCAAAACUAAGCGCUCCAGCGCGGAGUGCUUCUCCCUCGAAAAGAAGCGACAGCAGGCCAACUCCGAGGGCUCCAGUUUCUUUCGGCGGUCGCGCAAUCGCAAGCUGUCGCACAGCUACAACGGCGGUGCCGGUGGCAGCGGCGGCGCCAAGGAACGCAAACUUGAGCAGCGGGCGCGGCAGCACAGCGACACCGACUCGACGCCCAACAAGCCGGACAUACUGCUGGACAUAAACGUGCUCAGCGAGCAGAAUGCGGCGAGUGCAGCGGAUGGCCGUGGCCUGCAGCUCAUUGACUUUGGCAACGAUGCCAUCGUGGGCGUUAGCGGCGUCAGCGGCGAUGAGCUGGCCCAGCUGGCCGACUGCUUUGCCGAGUCGCCCAAGCAGCCGGCCACGCCGCCGCCGUCGCUGUCGCCGCCCGAGCUGCCCGAGCAGAGCGGCAUGCUGAUUGCCAGCAGCUCGGAGCUGGCCGAAAUCUUUCGCUCGCUGAGCUUUCCAAUGGGCGAGCAGUGCAGGUCCAGGCGUCAGGCGGCGCCGCAGCGCAUGAGCACGCUGAGCGAUCAGGUGUGCGCCAACUAUAUGAUGUCCCCACCGAAUACGCCGGCAGCUGUGAGCGCAGCGGUUGGAGCUGCCAACGCUCCACAAUCGGCGUCCAUCAACGUGUACUUCCUGUCGCCGCCGCCGCACGCCGCUGGCGGCUACACGCCAAGUGACACAUCGACUGUAUCACUGGACGUGGUCACCAACCUGCCGGUGCCGCAGCCAGCGACAGCUGGACACCACCACCAACAGCAGCAGCAGCAGCAGCCACCCAACAUAUCACCCAAGCCCGAAAUCAUACUCGACUCGACAUUGUCGCCAGUGGACGGCAGCGAUAGCCUGGUGCUCGGCGAGCACAAGGACAUCACAUCGCCGCUGCUGAAGCGCAAAGAUAGCACCACCGAUGCGGAUGUUAGCGCUUCCGGCGGCCGACAGCGCUGCAGCAUACUCACUGGCUACGAGGGCAUUCAGACAAUGCGGAAACGACAGGCGUCCGUGGUCACUUACGAUGUCAACGUUAUCAACUUCUCCCAGGAGCACAGCGACAGUCGCAGCUACAUACCCAUGGGACGUGUCUCCACCAGCUCAGCAAAGCGCGAGUUUUCGAAUAAGUCUUCGCUAAUACGACGCGGCGGCAUCUGCAUUUUUGUGGAUGAAGACGAGGCCGAUAAUAUUGAGCAAAAGCCGCGCGGCAUUACCUUUGCCCAGGCGGCCAGCCCGCUGCCAAAGUGUCCGCUCUGUGGUGCCGAUAUCACCGUCAAUACGAACACCAACGCCACCGUCACCGCUACCGCCACCACCACCACAACCACCACAACCACCACCACUACCACCACCAAUACCACCAACGACACCAACACCUCAAUCAGAGCAAGUAGUAAACGUAGUAGUCGAUCCGGCGAUCCGGCUACGGCGCCGGAUACGCGCACGCGAGCACGCUUCUGGCACAGACAAAUGGCGGCGCUCGCAGCAUGUUGGCAGCAGAGCAAGAACCGGAAGCAGCGCUUCAAACCCGGAUGUAGUCACUGUGGUGCAACCGGCGGCUCGGUGCGACCCGCGAAAGGUUGGAAGGCUGAGCACAAGGCCGCUCGCACUUUGGGCAUCAUAAUGGGCGUGUUUCUGCUGUGCUGGCUGCCCUUUUUCCUAUGGUAUGUCAUCACGUCGCUGUGUGGCGCCGCCUGCCCCUGCCCGGAUGUGGUCGUCGUGGUGCUCUUUUGGAUUGGCUACUUCAACUCGACACUCAAUCCGCUCAUCUAUGCCUAUUUCAAUCGAGACUUUCGCGACGCCUUCCGCAACACGCUGGAGUGCGUGCUGCCCUGCUUGGAGAAACGCAAUCCCUAUAAUGCUUACUAUGUCUAGAGUCUAUAAGUAUCUCUCUGCAUGCUGUGCUCUCUGCAAGCUGAAUGCCGAUGCCAGCGUAAGUGAUAUGCUAUACGCUCUUAGCUAAUACCGGAUUAAAGCUCUGCUCAAGCGGAACAACAUCGUAGUUAAAGCUUGCGAGCUAAGCAAUACUCUAACGUCUGUUUAUUAUGUAUACGUCUUUUAUUUAUUGUGUGUAUUAUACAUGGUUAAGUGUUAGGCAAAGCUACGGCUAUAUCACACAGAAACAUAAAUACAAAUAUAAAUAUAAAUACGUAAAUCAAUGUCCCUAGUUUAAG